Molecule: messenger RNA, 793 nt
Organism: Alexandromys fortis (reed vole)
Lineage: Eukaryota; Metazoa; Chordata; Mammalia; Rodentia; Cricetidae
Product: SPRY domain-containing protein 7-like
Exons: 1
Molecular function (GO): protein binding
Source: RefSeq, a predicted model, not a curated record
UCUACUUUCUCGGGGCCCGCCCCGCCCCUCCCUGCCUGGCGGUACUUGCUUCUUGGCCAAGGGCCUUGCCUCAAUUUUGGCUGCGGGGGCUGUGAAACUCCUGAGAUCCAGAAACAGUCGGGCGCGGGCGGAGCGGCUGGGCUGUGUAGCUGCGCCGUGGCCACACGGGCGUGGUGCCGCCUGCAUUGCUGCAGGGAUGGCGGGACCGGCCACAUUCCUCUCAAGGAGAUGCCGGCCAUACAGCUGGACACGCAGCACAUGGGAACAGAUGUUGUCAUUGUGAAAAAUGGAAGAAGAAUCUGUGGCACCGGAGGUUGUUUAGCCAGUGCACCUUUACAUCAGAACAAAAGCUACUUUGAUUUCAAAAUCCAGUCUACUGGAAUCUGGGGUAUAGGUGUUGCAACUCGGAAAGUGAACUUGAACCAGAUUACUCUCGGCCGAGACAUGCAUAGUGUGGUGAUGAGAAACGAUGGAGCCCUGUACCACAACAACGAAGAAAAGAGCAGGCUGCCAGCCAACAGCCUUCCUCAGGAGGGCGAUGUAGUGAGUAUCACAUAUGACCAUGUAGAAUUAAAUGUGUAUUUGAAUGGGAAAAACAUGCACUGUCCAGCAUCAGGUAUACAAGGGACAGUACAUCCAGUUGUGUAUGUUGGUGACAGUGCAAUUCUGGAUUGCCAGUGCAGUGAAUUUUAUCAUACUCCUCCACCAGGUUUUGAAAAAAUAUUAUUUGAGCAGCAGAUCUUCUGAAUGUGUUUGUUUCCAAAACUGGCGCUUCUGCACAGCCACACAGCGC